GGUGCGGGACGAUAUGGGCUUGCUUUUGACGUGAUCUAGAAAAUUAAUUAGCAUAUUCGUUUAAUUAUCAAAUGCAAAAAGCCAACAACAUUCAGGGCCCGGCGGUUCCGUACGUACAAUCUGCACCUGGGACUGGGCUUUCAUGCGUUUCACCUUUUAGGCGCUAGGCGCUAGGUAUGUUUUGUGUUUUCUUUGCCCUUUUAUCCCGUGACACAAGCCGGCGCGGCAUCGAGCGAAAAAAAAACAGAAGCAACAGCAGCAGCAAGAGUUAAAUCACUCAGCAAAAGCAGCACGGGACAAGGCCCGAGCGUACGAAAAACGGACCUCACGGGACGCCUGGAAUGGUCGGUGGCCCGUCAGGUGGUUGUUCUCAUUAAGUGGAAAUCAAGCCGCCACGGUCGGUGUGCCGUUGUUGGUUCACUGUUUUCACACGACAAAUACUUCAAUUAGCGCGUUGUGGUUCGCAACAAACAAGCAAACCAUCUCACACUCACCGGUUUGUUGGAAGUUUUUGACGAACGAUACGUUCGUCCACCAGCAGGCAACGAAACGUGGUGUAUGUCGUUUAACCUGUUUUCCCUAACAUUCUAUAGAAAGGACUACAAAAAACUGUUACGGUGAGUAAAGCCCACAAUUAAAGGAAGUACGAAAAUUCUCGAAAAAUCAAAAGGGUAAAUAAUGUGCAAGUGCAUCAAGCAUUUCUUCGACAGCUGAACUUCUCAGCCUAGUGCCGUAGGAAAACCAUUUGUGGUAGCACUCCUCAUCAUUAAGCUUCACUGAAAAGGACUGGGCUACUCCAUCCGCCGGGACUCGAUUUUCAUACAUACACUUGAAGCAAUGGGUACCACUGCGUACAGCAAUCGACCGGGGCAAAGUGUUCCAAGCGUGAUGCAGGAGCACUCCUUUAAGGCUAAGUGGAUUUGUUAAAGAAAAUGCGCCCAUUGCUUACGGUGGAAGAUAGUGUAAAGAUCCCAGGUGUCUAGACGCUAGUUUGCCGGCAUAUUCUAGCAUUGUGAGAGUUUUCUGCAAUGCAAUUUCGGAGAUUAUAAAGCGUGAAUAAAUGACUUUUUUGUGUGUGUUUGUAAUUUUGACAAUUAUUUUGAUGAAUUUGUAGCAUACAUUUUCUGCCCUAAAGUAAGCAAUUACAUUACGGAACGCUUUUGCUAAAGACAUAAGCAAGUCUCAUUAAGGUGGUAAUUUAAAAUAUUUCAUUUACCAACCAUAAAAGGGUCCAUUUGCCCCAUACAUUAUUAAAGACUCAAGAGAAGCAAAUGUUAAUAUGUAGUAAAUAAAUCAUUUUUGCAAAUAGUACUGUCUUAAAUAACCUUCAUCUUGAGCGGAUUGUCGGCUAAAAGGUCCCGUUGUUUAACUUCCUUUCCAAUCAGUCCAACAUAUUCAAAGGGUAGGUACAAAAACACACAAGUUUCUACACGCAUCAUACAAUUCUAUUGCAAAAGCCCUUUUUUAAUGCCUUCAUCGGAUCAGUCCCGGACGUUUGUUUGUACCUUGGCACCACUUUUCUCCAGGUUGAAGAAUCAUCAUUUUCUUUUGAUGCAAGAACGAGACCUUUUUUGUGGGGUGGGAGUAGGGAAAUGGGGUUCAUGUUUGCGUUGGUGUUUCUAACCCUUCCUUACGGUGUGGGAGACCUAACCUAUCGAGCAACAAACUUAUAUCGACCAAGGCCUAUGUGUAAACAUGUGCUGCUUAACCCAACCCGAUGACCCAACAGCAGAAUGUUUGAGCUACGCUGGGGAGAGAAGAUUGUUUCGACAUUCAGUAAAGAAGGAAGGAAAAAAAACACGUAGGUUUCUGUCGACUCGUUGGGAACUGUUUUUUUCUCUACAUUCACCUUGUUAUCGAACGCUUAACAAUACACUUUAGUAGCUUUACAGCGCGUUUUGGGUUAGUGGAAUAAAAACAAAAACAUCUACAGCAUUUUUCACUUGGCACACAAACUCUAAUUACUUCCCGUGCCCAUUGACGUUCGAGGGGUUCGCUCGUCAGAUUAAUUAGCCGGUUGAUGUUUUGCGACCGGAAAGCGCAAAACUUUGAGCAUAGUCCGUAGCGACUAGUUAGUUCAGUCGGGAGCUCAUUGGUGUGACAAGUGAACUUUUGCCGGACGGAUGGUUUGGAUACCGAAUACAAGUGGCUUGCAAGUGAAGUUUUUGUGAAGUGUCUGUGUAGAAUUGUGCUGUAAUUGCGUGAAAAUCGUUGCCUGUGCAGUGACUAUUGUGUCACCAAGUAAUCCCCGUAUUCGUGUACUUGUGUGUGUGUCCAGUAAACUGGGAAUGCAUGCUUUGGUGCAGGAAGUAAGCGGAUUAAACCCUUAACCUUCACCAGCGGGAAAAUCUCACCAACCCGGAUCUAUGCGUAACGUUCCCGAAACUUUUCGCCGCGGGUAAAAAGGGUUUUACAUGCGGUCUGAACGAUGCCUGGAGUGGUAUUUCUUGUUUGUGUUCCGACGGCAAAUUAUGAAAGAACGUUAAUUAACGGCAUAAAUUAUGCGCCAAAUAAUGAACAGCUGCCACCGCCACCGGUACCGUCCCAUCAGCCAACACGUAAUCUUAAUAUAAAUCUCCCGGAAAACGUGCCCCACGGGCCAAGAGGUCCGCGAACAAACACCAACCCGGCAGAUAAUGCAGCCGGAAAUGCAGUCCUUCGGCUUGAGGUUGAGCUGCGUGACAAACACGCCGUCCAGGGGCGUCGUACGGCAAACAAAGCGAAACCACCCAAACCACCGUACGGUGCGAACGCGAUAAAAGGACCACCGAACGUCGGUGGAUCGGCACCGCUGGAAAAGGUGUUGGACGAGUUGCUAAAGAAGCUGGAUGUUGAACGGGUUAUUUGGCACCUGGACAAGGAGGGCCAGUACUAUCAGGUUGUGUUCCCCCUGGCAGCCGGUGAUCCAUGCGAAACAACUCUUCACUGUCUGACGGAGUUAGGAAUUGGGAUGAAGCAUAACUCCAGCGUAAGCGUUCUGCCUUGCAGUGUCAGCUACGACGGUUUAAAUGAUACCAGCAACGAAGAUGAAUAUGGGGACGAAUGUGAGGAAAAUUCCAAAUGGAACAACUUUGUUGACUCGAUCCGCUCGAAGCUUACCGUCAAGCAAGUGGUCGAUGGUGUGCGGGCCGGUGGUUCACUAUCGUUUGACUACUUGCUGCUCAUCGUCACGGCAGACUCACUUGCGGCACUGGGACUGGUGGAAAAUAAUGCACCAAACAUUGUGGCCGCGAUGCUGGUUUCACCACUGAUGGGUCCGGUAAUGUCGAUUACCUUCGGAACGAUCAUAGCCGACCGCGAGCUGGUGAAGGUUGGCUUUACAGCGCUCGCACUCGGUAUCUUCAUUUCGAUACUGUUUGGAUUCAUUUUCGGGCUCAUACUUGGCACCACCGACAUGCCGUGGGGUUUCGGCGAUUUCCCAACGGAGGAAAUGAAGGGCCGCGGUAAUGCACGCUCCCUGUGGAUGGGCAUACUCUGGGCAUUAACAUCCGGUAGCGGUGUAGCGGUAGCACUGCUCCAAGGCUCGGCCGGACCAUUGAUAGGUGUUGCAAUUUCCGCUUCGCUACUACCACCGGUAGUGAACUGUGGAAUGUUUUGGGCACUGGCCUGCAUUUGGCUUAUAUACAAGGAGGAUGACAUCAAGAUGCCACACCUUAAGGGCGAACCGUACAGUGGUAACUCUAGCUACGAAUUCAUCUACACCAAUUACAUCCCCACGGAGUUCCUAAUUAACGGCAUCGUUUCCGGUCUGCUGACGGUGAUCAACGUUAUUUGCAUCUUCAUUACCGCCAUCAUCGUGCUGAAGAUAAAGGAAGUAGCCGCUCCGUAUACCUCCAGUCCGGAUUUGCGCCGAUUUUGGGAAACAGAUAUUCGAUCCGCACGCACUGCAAACCGUACUACAAUUCGACGCAAUCGCGGCGGUGAAGCGGACAUUAUGUCAACCUAUGCCGAGCUGGAAAAUGACCCGAAGGCACGGAAUCUGGAGAAUGCACUUGAACAGGCCCUGAAGGAAGCCGUCGACGAUGACACCUACCGAAAGGUCAAGCGAAUGAGCUAUUCCAGCAAUGCAGCCGGUGAGAUUGCCGAGCGCCUGUUUGGGCACGGUUCCGGUUCCGGGACGUCGGGAGUGUCCAACAAUGGAGGCCAAAUUGGAAAUCCUAUGGCAACUGCGGUAGGUACGAACGCGAAGACGACAGCCGAUUUGAAGCUGUUGGAGAAACUCGUCAGCUCACUGUUGGAAACGCACAACGGUUCCGCAAGUGAGGGCCGCACCGAAGGACUCCACCGAAGCGGAUCCGUACUCGGGCGCUUCCGUCCUAUGUCACGGUCGUUCCGCUCGACAGGUUCGCUGCGAAGACGCAACGAAGCCACGGGUGGUUCUUCCGGUGGCACGGGAAGCGCUGGGACGGGUGGUGGCGUACCCGGCGGUGAAGGAGCGAUGCCAACUAUUCAGGAAUCUGGCACCGACCGUAAUAGCGAAAGCCGGGGUCGACGAAAUUCCUGGAACGAUCGUGCCGGAGGUAAUGUGCGGCGGGUGCUAAACUCCAUCGCUAACGCACCGCACCGGUUCAGCCAGUCGCUGAGUGGCGGUGGACCACUUCAGGAUAACGACGAGGAGCGCAGUAAUUUGACGCAGAACAUUCUUUGACGGGGUUGCGACAAAGUUAAUAAGGAUAAUGGGCAUCACCCGGAAAAAAGAAUCUGGCCAUGGUGCGUGGGUCUCGUACAAAAGGCCUAUCCGAUGUUAGCUUGACAGAUUGUAGAGUAUAAAUUGAGAUAAAUUUCACCACUUUAAUAUGCUGUAGCAUUAAGAGAUAAUAGACGAUGUUCGUAGUAUAUCGAAUGAAUAAAAUAUAUGAAAAUGUUUUCACUGAAAGUCAGUAGGUUCACACAAUAAAUCCUAGUGCAAUACACAA
Messenger RNA from Anopheles funestus (African malaria mosquito), 4916 nucleotides. RefSeq lists its product as uncharacterized. The transcript has 13 exons. Lineage: Eukaryota; Metazoa; Arthropoda; Insecta; Diptera; Culicidae. The coding region runs from base 2429 to 4648 and encodes 739 amino acids. The record is from RefSeq and is a predicted model, not a curated record.